Molecule: messenger RNA, 1370 nt
Organism: Fragaria vesca subsp. vesca
Lineage: Eukaryota; Viridiplantae; Streptophyta; Magnoliopsida; Rosales; Rosaceae
Product: indole-3-glycerol phosphate synthase, chloroplastic-like
Exons: 8
Coding region: 77-1216 (379 amino acids)
Biological process (GO): L-tryptophan biosynthetic process
Molecular function (GO): indole-3-glycerol-phosphate synthase activity; phosphoribosylanthranilate isomerase activity
Source: RefSeq, a predicted model, not a curated record
CCAAAGCGCCAAAAGCACCCCAAGUAGCAGCAGACACCCUCCUCCUCUCAAAAUCUCAGCUCCCUUCUAUCGCCUAAUGGAGGGUUUAGCUUCCAUCAGGUCCGUCCCUUCCUUCACUUGCAGACCCAACCGCUCCAUCUCCGGCGCUACACCCGUCUCGCUCUCUCUUCCUUCUUACUCCGUUGUUCGCGCCCAGCAGGUUGCAAUGGCUAGCGAAUCGGAGCCGGUGAAAGAUGAGCUGAAAAUUAAGGAGUGGGAGGUGGGGAUGUUCCACAACGAAGUGGCUGCGGCGCAGGGUAUCAAGAUCAGGAGGAGGCCGCCGACUGGGCCGCCUAAGCACUAUGUUGGGCCUUUCGAGUUUCGACUGGAGAAUGAGGGCAACACUCCCAGGAAUAUCUUGGAGGAGAUCAUAUGGCACAAGGACCAAGAAGUCGCCAGGUGGAGAGAGAAGAAGCCUCUGCAUAGGUUGUUGAAAGACCUUGAGAAGGCUCCUCCUGUUAGGGAUUUCGUUGGAGCGCUCAGGGCGGCCCAUGAAAGAACUGGAGUGCCGGGUUUGAUAGCUGAAGUGAAGAAGGCUUCUCCGAGUAGAGGAGUUUUGAGGGAAGAUUUUGAUCCGGUUGAAAUUGCCCAAGCUUAUGAAAGUGGGGGAGCUGCUUGUCUUAGUGUUUUGGCAGAUGAGAAGUAUUUUCAGGGAAGUUAUGAAAAUAUGGUAGCUAUAAGAAAUGCUGGAGUUCAGUGUCCUCUGUUGUGCAAAGAAUUUAUUGUUGACGCUUGGCAAAUCUACUAUGCUCGAGCUAAAGGGGCAGAUGCUAUUCUUUUGAUUGCUGCUGUUUUGCCGGACCUUGAUAUCGGUUACAUGACUAAGAUAUGCAAGAAGCUUAAGAUGGCUACCCUUGUUGAGGUGCAUGAUGAGAAAGAAAUGGACCGAGUUCUUGGAAUCGAGGGGAUUGAGUUAAUUGGCAUUAACAACCGCAAUCUUGAAACAUUUGAGGUUGAUACUAGUAACACAAAGAAGCUUCUUGAAGGAAAGCAUGGUGAAGUGAUCCGUGAGAGAGGAAUAAUUGUGGUAGGAGAAUCCGGGCUGUUUACUCCUGAUGACAUUGCCUAUGUGCAAGAAGCUGGUGUUAAAGCGGUUUUGGUUGGAGAGUCCAUUGUGAAACAGAGUGACCCAAAGAAAGGAAUAGCUCAACUUUUUGGUAGAGAUAUUUCUGUGUGAGAUAUGAAUGAGACAGAUUAGGGAGAUACACAGCCUUGUUCAAUGGCUUAAAGCCUCAAAGACUGAAGUUUGACCUGAAAACAGGUUAAACUGCAAAUAUUUCAUGUAACUUUGUCUUGUCCUCAAUGAAGAGAUGGUCGAAUAAUUUGUCUGC